AUGAAGUCCGGUCCAGGAACAGACCACAACCAAGAACCCGUCAAUGGGCACGGGCAACGCCAGGACUCCAAGAACGGCGCUGAGGCAGCCCAAGGCGGCGCCGAGGCCUCCUCGCCGUCGCGUCUCGCCGCAACGCCCGUCGGCCGACCCCAGGAACGCGCCCGUGAGCAGGCGGGAGCCGGAAGCCGCGGCGCCCAUGGAUCGAUCUCCGCCACGGUGGGGGUCGACCAGAAGGGCAAGGUGCCCGCCGCUACUCCUCUUCCGGAACCUCCCGCUCCAAGCUCCGCGGGAAGCAGCCCGUCCAACCCCUCCCUCGACAGCGCCUGGCCGUUCGGGGCCGGGACGGUAAGCUCCGCGACCAUCGACUGCAAGGAAGUGUUCGACCGGCUGGUUCGAGCGCAGACGGCUAUCAACGAGGCCGGUAGGGGAUCGGCCGAGGAGGGGGAGAAGAAUAAGAAGCCGGAUGUGGAACAGGCGGAAUCGUCGCACCCCAAGAAGGCGCUCUGGAGCAAGCUUAAGAACUAUUUCACCCGCGAGGUUGUUGAUAGAGAAAAAUGGGAAAUGUAUGAGGAACAUGUGGGUCACCAGACAAAUCCUAUCGCUGAAGUCUUUGAUUAUUAUCGUGUUCCCGAAGAUAUGGCUAUUUGUGUGAAUCUUGAUGCCUAUUUGAGAUUCAGACCGGUGUAUGGAGAUGGAGAGUGUUUCUACAGGAGCUUCAUAUUUUCCUACCUUGAGCAAGUUCUUGAUAGGCAGGACACACAUGAGGAACACCGCCUCCUUGAUACCAUUAAAAGAGUGUCUACGCAACAUACAAAUCUUGGAUGGACCUCCUCUGGGUUUCGCAGGAGCUACAAAGAGAUGCACAACUGCUUAACAGUAGUGGCAUGCCAUCACAGUUUUACACACUGUUGGCAUAAACUCAAAUUCGAAGUUUACAGUAAAGUUAACAAGCCAAUUCUAACAACAAUGAACCUUAAGAGAAAUCUACUUCCAGAGGAACAAUGAGACAAUAUAACGGGGAGGAAUAGAAUUGUAUACUUGUUUCAUUUGAAAACAAACGGUGCACACAUGCUGCUGCUUCUUAUGGUGCAGCUACCUCACUGUCUGUUACCAAAUAUUUUCUGCCAUAACUACUAUGCUACAUUAUGUGCUUAAUGACUGAAACUUUCAGACGUGUUGUUCUGUGUUCUUUCAUACCCUGGUACAAUUCAUCAUUCUGUAACUUAAUGUUGUAACCUAUGAUAUGUAAUGAUUAUCAGAUGUAAACUAUUGAGUCGCUGAUUCUUUCAGGCAUUUAAGAAGCUGAUAAAGAAAGUAAUGGGAUGGAAGAGACAGGGCAGGUGGAACAGCAUAGCAUCACCUAACAGCUACCGUAAAGAGAAACUUCUUGCGUUCUUCAGCACCUACAAUAAAACGGAAG
Messenger RNA from Lolium rigidum, 1420 nucleotides. RefSeq lists its product as uncharacterized. Gene Ontology annotation, cellular component: nucleus. Lineage: Eukaryota; Viridiplantae; Streptophyta; Magnoliopsida; Poales; Poaceae. Gene Ontology annotation, biological process: protein K48-linked deubiquitination. The record is from RefSeq and is a predicted model, not a curated record. The transcript is spliced from 7 exons. The coding region runs from base 1 to 1005 and encodes 334 amino acids. Gene Ontology annotation, molecular function: cysteine-type deubiquitinase activity; ubiquitin binding.